This is a messenger RNA of Adineta ricciae, 543 nucleotides long. NCBI's taxonomy places the organism in Eukaryota, Metazoa, Rotifera, Eurotatoria, Adinetida, Adinetidae. The record is from the annotation of a GenBank genome assembly.
AUGACAUCGUUCGUUCAGCAACGCCAACUGUUUCUUCGUCAAUUAGCUCAAACAUGUCCUUCAACUACCCCAAGUCUGAAAGCUUAUCUUUCCACUUAUUCCGAAUUGAUUUGUCCACCUUACAAAAAAACUCGUGAUCCUUUGGCAAUGAAAGAAUUAUCAUCAAAAUGUCCAUCAUGUUCUCAUCCAUACACUUCAAAUUCGUUCCGCUAUCGAGGAAAACUUCCUAUUAAUCGACGUCUACACCAUCUUCUUGCAAUUCGCCGUAAAUACAAACGUUUACCAACGGCAAAUACAUACAAACGUCGUUUAUUCGACAGUUUCAUCAUGAAAUCUCGUUCGAAACUAUUGAUCAAAUGUCCAAAUUGUCAAGAACUUCGCACGUUUCAAGGUGCAACUAGAAAAGACAUUCCGACCAAAAUUGAAUUACCAAAAGCAAAGCCACCUACGAAUAAUCUCAAAUUAAAGCAAACAUUUGAAAAAGUUUCUUGUCGUUUUCUGAAAAAAGAAAGCAACCUUCGAGCGUUUCUCGAACAACUCUAG